Molecule: messenger RNA, 762 nt
Organism: Penicillium concentricum
Lineage: Eukaryota; Fungi; Ascomycota; Eurotiomycetes; Eurotiales; Aspergillaceae
Product: DUF2985 domain-containing protein
Exons: 1
Coding region: 1-762 (253 amino acids)
Source: RefSeq, a predicted model, not a curated record
AUGAAUAUCUUUCCUUCGAAGGGGUAUCUGAGCUUGGAGCAAAAGCGAACUUGGUUGCAUGGACUGCCUACGUUGCCUCAAGUAACGCCGUUCGGCUGUCUUGUCACCGUAUAUAUCCUCAACGUGGUUGCAUGGGGAGCUAUGGACUUCCUCCUAUUCUGCAACGUAUCACCAGCAAUGUGUCAUCCGACCUGCGAUGAUCCGAAUUCGUCCCGCCUUCAAUGGAUGGAGAUAGACAGCCAGAUCCUUGUGGCAUUACUGUGUAUGCCUGCAUUCGGGCUUGCGCCAUUGCGAUACCGUGAUCUGUACUUCUUGCUGCGAUAUCGACUGUCUCGCAACAAAGACUGUUUGCAUAGACUUGCUGAGUACAACAAGGAUUGGUUCAAGCUGGAUGGCAAGGUUGAUGCAAAAUCCAACCUGACGAAGAUUGAAGUUGCAAGUGGGAGUGCAGAAGAUCAGCGAGGUCGAGAUUCACUCUCAGGCAUCUCACUUAGCCUGGUAGAUUCGGGAGCCAUGCCUUUAUCGACGAAAUUGUGGAAACUGGAUUUCGUGGUUUGGUGCAAGGCGAUAAACACGGCCGUCCAAGCCGCCUUAGCUGGGUUUAUGUGGGGAUAUACUCGCUUUGAUCGCCCUUCAUGGUCGACAAAGACCUUCAUGUCCCUUACAUUCAGCUCCAUUGUUAUGGCUAAGCUCACGAUGUUCUUGGAAGCUAGGCGAGUUCGAAAGUCUGAAGAGAAUAUAGGCCUCACAGUCCUGGUAUGA